GGACCUUUGUCAACGACCUCCCUUCUCUUUGUUCUUCCAGCUCCAAACAAUCUGACAGGAUCAGAUAACAUACCUACUGGAACAACCAACGUGAAACAACCCGGAGGUUCCUUAGUUGCCGCUGUUGGAGUUGGAAAAACAUACGACAUAUCUGCUAUUCAGGCCAUCGUUAAACACGUCGCAGGUUCCACAAACAGCAAGGUUUUCUUCCCUUGUGAUGACUACCUGGUCAGCGAUGAUAUUGCUACAAGUGGCUUGGUGGAAUUCCAUGGAACCCAGAGUGGUAUUGCAGUCAUCAAGGCGUACCUGGAAGUACCUGGA
Messenger RNA from Pocillopora meandrina, 321 nucleotides. Lineage: Eukaryota; Metazoa; Cnidaria; Anthozoa; Scleractinia; Pocilloporidae. The record is from the annotation of a GenBank genome assembly.